AUGCAACCUCUCCUUGACGGUUCUCAGAUUGUUCGUAAUGUUUUGCUCCCAGUGAAUCUCGCAGAACAUAGUAGACGGGCUCUGGACUGGUACGCUACAAACAUCUACAAGUCGGAUGACUUUAUCCACGUCCUCUACAUUCUCGAACCCAGCUAUGCGGCCAACAAUUUCGGGCUAACCGCGGGCGGUGGUCAAGUGAAGUCCGGCGAGAUCAACGCCAUGCUGGCGGAGCACAUAGAACUCUCAAAGACACUGGGACACGAGUUUCUGUUGCGAAUCCAGGAGCGCGGCCUGCAGGGAAACUAUGUGUUGUGUGUGGGAACCCGACCAGGUGAGCAAAUCGUCUCCUACGCCAAGGAGAAUAAUGUGGAUCUAAUUGUCAUGGGAAGCAGAGGAGUGGGGACCCUUCGACGCACGGUGUUUGGCAGCGUCAGCGACUACGUCCUCCAUCGCGUUAACGUUCCCUUGGCCGUCGUCCCUCUAAAAACGGUCCCGAAGGAAACGCGACGGUACUCCAUGAAGUAA
Messenger RNA from Spirometra erinaceieuropaei, 525 nucleotides. Lineage: Eukaryota; Metazoa; Platyhelminthes; Cestoda; Diphyllobothriidea; Diphyllobothriidae. The record is from the annotation of a GenBank genome assembly.